Messenger RNA from Filobasidium floriforme, 1314 nucleotides. Its product is annotated as Vta1 like-domain-containing protein. Gene Ontology annotation, biological process: late endosome to vacuole transport via multivesicular body sorting pathway. NCBI's taxonomy places the organism in Eukaryota, Fungi, Basidiomycota, Tremellomycetes, Filobasidiales, Filobasidiaceae. Gene Ontology annotation, cellular component: multivesicular body. The record is from RefSeq and is a predicted model, not a curated record. The transcript is spliced from 6 exons. Bases 1 to 1314 code for a protein of 437 amino acids.
AUGGCCGACUCGGACUUCGGCAACGACAUCCCGUGCGAUUCCGUACCACCGGAGCUCAAAUCAACAUGCGAACAGAUCCUCAAGAGAGCGCGAGAGUUGCGGAAGGCAGACCCAGUCAUGUGUUACUGGUGUUGCUUCUCGGCGGCGAAUUCGGCCAUGAACGUGCAAUCAAGAUCAUCCGAAGGGACGCAAUUCCUCAUUAAAGUGCUUGACGUGCUGGAAUCAAUGAAAGCUAGCUUGAUUUCGAGUGACUCGAUCGAAACCGCCACGAUAACGGACGAGUCGGCUGGUAGUGCAUACGUGGAGAGCUUUGCCAUAAAGGUGUUCUUGCAGGCCGAUGAUGAGGAUAGAGCAGGAAAGGCGGGGAAGAGCACGAUUCGUAAAUUCGUAGUAGCGGCUCAGUUCAUCGAGGUACUUCGGUCCUUUGAGGCACCUUUCGGAAUGAGGGAAGAAAUGGAACAAAAGCUUCAAUACGCACGAUGGAAAGCCGCUGAUAUCGCCAAGGCCCUAAAGGAGGGAAGGAAGCCUAUUCCGGGACCUCCUGGUGGCGAUCCAGAGUCUAGCUUGGCUGAAGAGGCUGCAGCAGACAAGGUCGCUGAGAACAAUGCAGUUGCCAUCGGGUCGUCCUUCCCCGUCGACCCGCCUUCGUUGAUACAGCCGAGUAGCUCAGGUAGCGGCUUCAGUCAGGGGCUGCCUGUGCCGGUGCGUCACGAUUCUUCGGGAAGCGGUGCCUGGAGCACCGCUGCCACGCCAGGUGUCAGGGACGAAGACGAGUCGAGAGAUGGCCUGGGGAUCGGCGCUGUUAGUAGACCCAACGCGGAUGUAGCAGCUACGGGACCAUCCAAAGACGAAGGCGAGACCCCGUCAAGACGAGGUUCGAAUGCCGACAGAAAGAAUGUGCGUUUCGCCGGGCCAGACGGGGUUCCGCUGAGUCCAGCCGAGACAUUCGUAUCGAUUGAUUCGUAUGUCGCCCCGCUUGGUCCUCCGCCGACUGUGUUGGGGGAAGAUGAUGCUGGGAAGCAAACUCCAUCGGUCCCCAAACCUACAACCGGAUCUACCAAGACUCGGAUCGAGACAAGCGAUGCCACCAAGGAUCUUCCCUCGACUCCCAUGAAAAUGCCGCUCGUGGAUAGGACACCGUCUGCACCUCCGCCAUCUCCUCCCGCAGCAACGCCUGCCGUCGUCCAACUGGAUACCAAGUCUAUCGAACGCUGUCAGAAGCAUUGCAAGUGGGCGAUUAGCGCGCUCGACUAUGAAGAUCUGGAGACGGCGCGAUCGGAGCUUCGCAAAGCCCUAGCGAUGCUUGGCGAGUGA